Molecule: messenger RNA, 1749 nt
Organism: Penicillium coprophilum
Lineage: Eukaryota; Fungi; Ascomycota; Eurotiomycetes; Eurotiales; Aspergillaceae
Product: glycoside hydrolase family 13 protein
Exons: 3
Coding region: 1-1749 (582 amino acids)
Biological process (GO): oligosaccharide catabolic process
Molecular function (GO): alpha-amylase activity
Source: RefSeq, a predicted model, not a curated record
AUGGCUACCCCGGGAAAUUCCAACCACCGUGCCUGGUGGAAAGAGAGUUCCGUAUACCAAAUCUGGCCUGCUUCUUUCAAAGAUUCAAAUAAUGAUGGUAUCGGCGAUAUCCCCGGCAUCAUCUCCGAGCUGGACUACAUCAAGAACCUCGCCGUAGAUAUCGUCUGGCUGUGUCCAUCGUACAAAUCGCCGCAGGUGGACAUGGGCUAUGACAUCUCCGACUACUACAGCAUCGCCGAUGAAUAUGGCACCGUUGAAGAUGUCGAGAAAUUGAUUGCCGGCUGCCACCAGCGAGGUUUGAAACUCUUGAUGGAUUUGGUCGUCAACCAUACUAGUGAUCAGCAUGAAUGGUUCAAGCAGUCACGCAGCUCAAAGGAUAACGAGUACCGUGACUGGUAUAUCUGGAAGCCCGCCAAAUACGAUGAGCAAGGCAACCGUCACCCUCCCAACAACUGGGUUUCUCAUUUCCAGGGAAGCGCCUGGCAAUGGGAUGAAUUGACUCAAGAAUACUACCUACACCUAUACGCCGUUGAGCAGCCCGACCUCAACUGGGAACACCCACCCGUCCGCAAAGCAGUUCAUGAUAUCAUGCGGUUCUGGCUCGACAAGGGCUGUGACGGGUUCCGUAUGGACGUGAUCAACUUCAUUAGCAAGGAGCAGAGCUUCCCUGAUGGACCCAUCAAGGACCCGCGCACUCCCUGGCAGUGGGGUGACAAGUGGUACGCCAAUGGUCCGCGCUUGCAUGAGUACCUCCAGGGUCUUGGUAAGAUCCUCAAGGAGUACGAUGCCUUCAGUGUGGGCGAGAUGCCAUUCGUCACCGACGAGAAAGAGGUGCUCCGUGCGGUACAGUUUGACCGCAAUGAAAUCAAUAUGAUUUUCAACUUCGAACAUGUCGACAUUGAUCACGGCAAAUAUGACAAGUUUGAACCUGGUAGCUGGGAACUCACGGAUUUGAAGGACUUCUUUGAGCGUUGGCAGACGUUCAUGUAUGACAAUGAUGGUUGGAAUGCGCUCUACUGGGAGAAUCAUGACCAGCCGCGUUCUAUUGAUCGCUACACAAAUGCUAGUGAGGAGCAUCGACUGGUCGCAUCUAAGAUGUUGGCUACUGCUCUGGCAUUGCAGGCUGGUACUCCGUUUGUUUACCAAGGACAAGAACUCGGAACCAGAAAUGUACCCAAAUCGUGGGGCAUUGAAGAAUACAAAGAUAUUGAUUGUCUGAAUCACUGGAAAAGAAUACCCAAGGAUGACACCGCUGCGCAAGCAAUUGCUUUGCAAGAAUAUCAGAAGAAGUCACGCGACAACGGACGCACUCCGGUCCAGUGGUCAGCUGCUGAGAAUGCCGGUUUCACUGGUCCUGGCGUCAAGCCCUGGAUGUCUGUGAACACCGACUACGUGCGUGUCAACGCCGAAGCAGAAGUCAAGGAUCCCAACUCAACAUAUCAUUAUUGGGCGACUGUUCUGAAACUUCGUAAGAAGUACCUUGAUGUCUUUGUUUAUGGAAAUUUCACCCUUUUGGACAAACCAAGCCAAGAGGUAUUUGCGUAUACUCGCCAGUAUGGCGACCAAAAGAUCUUAGUUCUAUGUCACUGGACAGAGAAGACUCUGGAGUGGGAUGCAACCAGCAACGGUAUCACUGGCGUGAAGCAGGUCUUACUAAACACUUAUGAAGGUAUCGAGUUAGCUGCCGAUCGGUUCUCUGGUGAGAAGUGGGCACUUCGCCCAUAUGAGGCUGUGGUGUUGCUUCUGUGA